GACGAGAUAUAUCGAAGUGAUUUUCAUAAGUAAAUAUUUAUAUAUUUUAUCAAUGAAUUUUAUUAAUGUGUUAGAGAGUAAUAUUAUGAAAUUGGAUCUUCGAUUGGUGAAAAAAACAAAGAGAAGCUGAUUUAAAUCUUGCAAGUAAGGAAUGAACGAUCGGAUCUCUCCUUACGAUUAUUUCGUUUAGUAAAUAUCUGUAUCGCGUUAGCGACAAUUAAUUUCUCUUUUUCUUUCUUUCUGUUAUUUUUUUAUUUUUCUUUUAUUUUUUUACAUUUUUAAAAAACACGACUAUAUUUCAAACAUCAAACGAUAAAUUUUUUGAUUGUACAAUUGUCUAAGAAACGUAUAGUAUACGUAUCUGUAUUAUACACGUACACAUAUAUAAAACACACGCACACACAUGUAUAUAUAUAUAUACGUACAUAUAGAGGAAGAAACAUAACCCAAAAGUAAUAUUUUCCCGCGCGAAGGAUAAAAUUCGCGCCAAAGUGUUAUCGCAGAUUAACCAAUCAGAGAUCGGUUAAGAGUUUGUGACGUAGCGUUUAAAGCGCUAUACGUCGAGUUGUGUCGGCCGCCGCCAUGCCAUGCGGUCAUCGUGGAACUGACGUGACUAUCUUUUACGUGCAAUAUCAUAGAGUAAAUCGUUAAGAAAAUAAAAUAUUUUUCUUGAUUUGUAUUCUUCGUUUGUGUAAAUGUGAUAAUAAUGUAUCGUAAUCGUUAACGUGAGUUCGUCGUUAAAGGACAAGUGACGUGUUCUUGUGAAAUAGAAGGCGUAGGACCCGCUCCCUGUCGGUUAGAAAUUGGCCAACGGCGGUAGAGAUUUGAAUGCAUCGUUUAGUGAAACGAAGAAAUCAUUAAAGAUGCAGCUGAAUAAAUAUUUAGAAUCAUCUAACACUAUAAUAAAAUAAAUAAAUAUUCAAACAACGAAGACAAUUUGGAAAGGAAUGAUCAUGAUACGAAUAGACGAAGACAGGAACGACUACAAUGAGAUAAGAUCGAUGAUGAUGAUUCGUGACGGAAGUUCGAAGCACGACGUCGAUUCAUUGACUUCCGAUUCAUUUGAAAGUCUCUCCGUGAAGGAUUGCAUUUAUCGAGGGGAAGGAAAUGCUAACAUCGUUGUCACUCUAAUGCAUGAACAGAAGGUAAUCCGAUUCCGGAAAUCGUUACCAAGGGAGACUUUGUCGGACAACAACGACGACGACGAAGACGACGACGAGAACGAUGGGAACGACGAUGAGAAAAUACGCGUAAAACGAGAAGCGGAAUUCGUGAGGCACGUUGUUUCCGGUUACUUGGGUUCUUACGUACGUGUACCAGAGAUCGUUCGUUACGAUGCAAAGGAUAUAACCAAACUUCUCGAAAUUAUUCGACCAUUUCGUUCAGAAAAAAGGAAAUACAAGAAGAAAGUCAAGAUAUAUGCCAUGAAAAUGCCAGAUUAUACUUUUCUUCCAUCGAUGUUCGCCAAACUCGAUCAUGAUUUAUUUAAAAGUAAAUCGACGUUUGCCGUAGAAAUAAAACCUAAACAGGGAUAUCAACGUAAAGAGGAACAACGAUUGCAAAAGUGUCCGUAUUGCCUUGCACAGUAUUACAAGUUUAAUGAGAAAAUGAUCAAUGAUAGAAGCAGUUAUUGCCCGUUCGAUCUUUUCUCAGGGGAUGUCGAACGUAUGAACGGAGCGAUCAAAGGCUUGUUAAGAUCACCUCAAAAUAAUUUGAAGAUCUUCAAGGAUGGAACGAUCGUUUACGAUCAAGGAUUUUCAACGAAUGAUCUUGAAACUGUAUUAAAUGAUUUUUAUCAAAUUGCUGAUAUUUCUACAAAAGAUAUCACUGUAAAUUUGUUCAGCAAUUUAAUUUGUGCUAUAUUAUUGCACUCUUAUCCUCAGAGUAAACGUUCAGAGUUAAUGCGAGUUAAAUUUGAACGUAAUCGCUUUUAUCAUAUUUCUGAACGUGACAAUGAAGUUAUUCGUGACACCAAUGAGGAACUCCUUUCAAAAACAAGAAAACUUUUUUAUCAUUUACAGGAAGAAUGUAAACGUGAAAGUAAUAAUGAUCUACCGAAGGACUGUAUAUUGGAAAGAAUACUUUCAAUGCAAAGAUUACCAUAUGUCGGUACAGAACAUAUCUAUGAUAUCUAUGAUAAACAUUCGACAGUGAUAAACGAUGAGAUCAUAUACUCUCAUUUAAUAAAUUCUUCUUGGAAUUAUACGAAAGAAGAACACAAGGAUACCAAUGGAAAUCAUGCUGACAAUUGGCCAAGUACAACUUCUAAAAUUAAAGAGAAUAUUGAGUUAAUUAAAAAUACAGAUCAAUGGAAGGAAAAUAUUUCUUAUUACAACGAUGAGUUAAUAGAUAAAAGUAAUAAUGAUAAUAUCGAAUAUAACAAUGAUAAAAUAUUAAGCAACAUAAAUGAUAAAGAUCUAAUAGCAUUACAAAAUUAUCUUUUAUUUUGUACUGCAAGAGAUUGUUCAAUAUUAAUAACUUUUCGACAAUUAAAACCGGAAGCACUGUUGUCCGUUCCACAAGAAUAUGUGAUCAAAAUAUCUGAAGAUCUUUGUUUUCUUACCAGUGUUAAUGUUACCGACUUGGAUCCAAAAAGUAUGCAUAGUAUUAAAAGGCAUCGUCAAAGAGACAUAGAUAUUCUUAAUGCGGUAAUAUCUGUAUUAAAAGAAGAAUUAUCUUUAAAUGAUCAUCAAUGAAUAUUCAAGAUAAAUAUUUAAGUAUGUUGAAUUUUCUUUUUAUUUAUUGUUUAUCUUAAUUAUUUUAAUUAUGUCUUUCAUCCAAUCACGUAAUUAAUCUUAAAUUGAUGAUUCUAGUUUAAAUAAUUUUAUUUACAUUAUAUAAUAUGAAUAUUUUAUUAUAUAGAAUAAUUUGCACAAAGGGACAAAUUAUUAUUUCAUUAAUUGAUUAAUAAUAAUAAUAAUAAUAAUUGCAAAGUAUUAUUAAUAACAUAACAAAGAGACUAAAUUAUUAGCAUGAAUUAUUUAAAAUAAUAUAAAUAUUAUAAAAUAUGGAUAAGUAUGUACAAAAUUCAAAAGGAUAUGUCUGAAAUCUUUUUUAAAUGUCUGAAUCUUUUUGCAAUUUCUUAAUGACUUCAAAUGAAAAGUACAAAAAUUAUUUCUUCUCAUAUUCAUAUUUCUAUCUACGAAUUUUAUAAGAAUCAUAAAUGCGAAAAGAAACAAUAAAUUAUAUUAAUUUAUUGCUAAUCCAAAUCUUAACCACAAAGAUAACAAGUAUUGUCGUGUCGGUAUAUCGAUUACGUAUGUUGGUGGCGCUUUGAUCGUUUUAUUAUUACGUCAUUCAUCCAGCGGGAAAAUUUAACACGAGUAAGACGUAUUGUAGAAAUAUUUAAGCUAAAGCACCGUUAUACGAGUGAUAUAAUUAUCGUAUUCUUUCGUAUACAAAAAUUUCUUUUUUUUUUUUCUUUUUUAUAAAAAUAAAUCAAGAAUAAUUAUAAAUAUAAUAUCAUUUAAAA
This is a messenger RNA of Vespa crabro (European hornet), 3472 nucleotides long. It is a transcript of the gene Ipk1, whose product is annotated as inositol-pentakisphosphate 2-kinase. Gene Ontology annotation, biological process: inositol phosphate biosynthetic process. Bases 948 to 2696 code for a protein of 582 amino acids. Gene Ontology annotation, molecular function: inositol-1,3,4,5,6-pentakisphosphate 2-kinase activity; ATP binding. Gene Ontology annotation, cellular component: nucleus. The record is from RefSeq and is a predicted model, not a curated record. Lineage: Eukaryota; Metazoa; Arthropoda; Insecta; Hymenoptera; Vespidae. The transcript is spliced from 8 exons.